This is a messenger RNA of Lucilia sericata (common green bottle fly), 1361 nucleotides long. Its product is annotated as extensin-like. Lineage: Eukaryota; Metazoa; Arthropoda; Insecta; Diptera; Calliphoridae. The record is from RefSeq and is a predicted model, not a curated record.
GCUGACGUCUUGUUAACAACUCUGUACAACAACUACUACAACCGUCACCUCAAUUACCGUGACCACGACCACUACCACCUUUUAGUUUAUUGUCAUACUCUAUUAACUUAAUUGGUAACUAAUUAAAUAAUUGCAAGUUCAUUAAAUUUUAAAAAUUUCAUGCAGUUUUUGGAACGUGCAAAAUGCAAUUGAAGAUUACUGCGCAUUUAAUAUUCUUCACUUGCUUGGUAUCAUCUCUGAGAGGUAAAGCAUUGCAUCCCAAAGGAUGUUACGAGUGCGAAGAAGAAGUAUGGGAAGAAGUUCCUUGUGCUGAUAUACCAUCGAAUAGUACAACUGUAUCGACUCCCUAUUACUCUACAACACCUAUUUACAAACCAACCACACCAAGUCCAAAACCUCCUACGACCAAACCAACUACGGUCAAACCCACAACUAAAAAAUAUACAACGACCACACGUGCGCCACCCACUUAUGCACCUUAUCCCACUACAGUAAGUCCAGAAUAUACCACACCCAAAGAUCCAUAAAAAUGUUACUGUGAGUGUAAACUUGGUUGCAAGGAAUUCUGUCGAAAAGUCGUUAUCAAUUCUCCUGACAAACAAAUCGUUCAGGUAUCAAAAAUAUCAGAACCAGUGGAAAAGGGUCGCAUUGAGUCUACACACUUUCUACAGCGAGAACUUAUACCUAAAGCAGAUCAUAGUUAUGAUAAACCCGAUGAUUAUGCACCAUCUUAUGAUGACGAUGAUGAUGAUCAAGAUAACAAGUAUGAUGAACCAACACCUCCAUCUAUACCUUUGCCCACCAUACCGAAUUAUGAAGAAGACCUUGAUCCAGCUGUUUAUGCAGCUUAUCAUAGUAAGCCCAAUGUUCCUGCUAUCGAAUACUAUUCGAAACCAAUAGCUCAUCCUAUUGCACCCAUAUAUCAUGGUCCAUAUGCAACAGCUGAAGCGGGUGUAAAUAACUUUCAUUCUUAUGCCUCAUAUCCACCCAAGCCUUCACAUGCUUCGUACUAUAGUCCUCCAAGUGCUGGCAGUUAUAAUUUCCCCAUUCCCUUGGAAAACGUUUUUUCCAAGGUUACAAAAACUCUACUUGAUCCUGUAGAAAGAGUACAAAUCUCACUAGACGCCUCCGGUAGGAAAAUUGCAGGUAAUACUUAUUCCAAGUGUCCCAGCUAUUCAACACCCUCGUAUUCAUCACCAACGCCAGCGAAGGAUUCCCAACUAGAAACUAGAAACGAUCUCGAUUUCGAUGAUUCAUUCGAUUCACUUAUUAAGGAGUUCUUAAGAAGUAAUCCUUCAGAUGAAGCGUCAUAUCAAGCAUUUCCCAACAAACCUUUCUACUCAGUGUCGUACAGUAGAUAA